CCCAAGCCCAGAGGUCUUGGGGUUCAGAUGUCCCCGAGUCUCGCUUGCCCUUAGGAGGUGUCCACCAUUUCUAUAAAGUAGGUGUGUAGCCAAGAUCAUUCCACUGGGAGGCUAUAGUGGACUCUCAUAAGGUGUCCUGUCCUCAGUGCAUUGCACAGGUAUGCACCCACCAUUGCACACUGCCAUUCAAAAGUGAUCUCGGCCCCGGCAACAGACCAGUGCAGGGACUACAUUGGAUCUUAAUCCAGAAGAGGCCUAGUCACCUCUCUCUUCUGGAUCACAGCCUCACAGACUCUUCCGCUCUAGCCAAAAAACUUUAACCUCUGUGUGGUCAUACUACCUCGGGUGACUGACAGUGAGGUACUGGAGGCACUGUCAAGAAGCUCAGGAAUGCUGGACUUGGGUUGAUUGAACUGUGAUGGCUUUGUGACUGAUGAGAUACCUUUUGACUAUGACUGUGUUUUGUCAAAUUUACUGUGCUUUUUUAAAGCUAAAAGUUUCCUAUCAUCUAGGAAAUCAGUGCACAUUCCAGCAGUUAUACCCUGUUUACUUUUGCUUGGAUCUCAAAUUGAAUACUGUCAUACUAGCCCCCUAGCAUAUUAGUAAAGCUUCUAGUUUCCCUUUAGUUGGAGAAAAAGAGUGUUGUGUUGUAUGUGACAAUGUGCCACAUCACCUGUACCCUACUUUUCAAAAUCCUAGAUCCGCCCAUGCCUAGGGCUGCCACCCAGUGCCACUAGGGGUCAGACAGUGCCAGUGCCCAGCAGGAGGCUCCCACCCCCACACCGCUGCUUGGCAAUGACUGCAGGCACUGCCCACCACUGCUAGUAUCCAACACUGCCAUGGGGGCUCAGCACCACCCCCAGCACCCCAUGUCAAUGCCUGGCUCAUGAUCUUAAGGCCAUCACCACCAUACAACCCCCUGUGACACUGUCUGCCUUGCACCCCUGGCACAGUGCCAUGUAGGGGGUGAUAGCUGUGGGAGGAGCUCCCAGUCACUCCAGUACUGCCUCAGUCAGCAGGUGGAGGGAAAGGGUGAGUGCCCUCUGCCUCGAGUCCCAGGCCCACUGGCUGCUUACUCCUGGGACCUUGCCCUCCUCAUGCACUCCCCAGGGUGCCUGCCACCAUCCUGUGCCAUGUGUCCCCCCCUAGGACGGUUGCCCACACCAUGCACUGCCUCUCUAGGGGACCUGCCCCCUCCCUGUGCGCUCUCUCCCAUGGGCCCCUGCGCCCCACACACACACUGCUUGCCGCCUCAGCAGUAUCAGGUGCAGGAGGAAAUGACUUGUGGGAAGGAAAUCAGCUUGCAGGGCGCAUGCCGGGGCUGAGGUGCCAGCAAGGGACAGACACACGGACACAGCAUCCUGCAUCAGGAAAGCCCCCCAAGCCCAGCGCAGGGCACGAGUUAGAGGCCAAGGAAGGGUGCUCUCGUGGGCAUGGCGACCAGCACCAUGUCAUCUGCUGACUCCUCCAGCCACAGCACCCUGGAGGACCUGUCGGAUGCCUUCAGCUUGGCCCUGGAGCGCCAUGAGGACUCCAGCUCACUAGGCUCUGACUCUGAGUUCAGUGGGGUUCCCCCAUACCGCCAGACUGAUCGCUAUGGCUUCAUCGGGGGUGGCAGUGCCCAGAAUGCCCAAGUGCUGCCCCCAUUGGAGCUGCUCCGGCGCCGAGAGAGCAAAUGGCUGGACAUGACAGCCCACUGGGACAAGACCAUGGCCAGGAGGUACAAAAAGGUCAAGGUGCUGUGCCGGAAGGGCAUCCCCUCAUCCCUGCGUGCUCGCUGCUGGCCCCUGCUCUGUGGGGCCCAGGCCAUCAUGGAUCGCAACCUCGGAAAGUACCAGGAACUGGAGGAAGCCCCCGGCACCCAGCAGUGGCUGGAAACCAUUGAGAAAGACAUCCAUCGCCAGUUCCCCUUCCACGAAAUGUUUCUUUCCCCUGAGGGCCACGGGCAGCGUGGGCUCCUGCAGCUGCUGAAGGCCUACACUGUAUACCGGCCCCAGGAGGGCUACUGCCAGGCCCAGGGCCCCAUCGCUGCUAUGCUCCUCAUGCACAUGCCCGCUGAGCAAGCGUUCUGGUGCCUGGUACAGAUCAGUGAACGCUACCUGCCUGGCUACUACAGCCCUGAAAUGGAGGCAGUGCUGCUGGAUGGUGAGGUCUUCAUGGCGCUGUUGCGGCGUGUGUGCCACAGGGCCUACAAGCAUCUGCAGAAACACAACGUGGGGCCAAUGCUUUUUGUCACUGAGUGGUUCCUGUGCCUCUUCUGCCGCACCCUUCCCUUCCCCACUGUGCUGCGGAUCUGGGAUGCCUUCUUCAGUGAGGGGGUGAAGGUGUUGUUCCGGGUGGGGCUGGUGCUGGUGCGCCUGGCGCUGGGCUCGGGUGAGAAGCUGCGGGACUGUGUGGGGGUGGUGGAGACCCUGGAGAAGCUGCGCAACAUCCCACCAGAGCAGCUGCAGGAGGAUGCAUUUAUGGAAGAGGUCCAUGACAUGGCUGUCUCACACCGGGACCUGGAGCGUCAGUGUCAGGUGAAGCUGAAGAAGUUGCGCAAGGACUGGCCUAACUUUGGCCAGCGCCUGGGGCAGCGCCUGCCCAAUGCCAAGGCCAUCUUUGAUGAGCAGCAGCUGGAGGAGGUGCGGUGCCCUGGGAAGGGCAGGCAGACUGCAUCUCCCUUCCUCAUACCUGAGAUCGUGGUGGACCCACCCCCCAGGGAGCAGCGUUGCCUGGAGAGGGAGUGGCUGAAGGAGCAGCGCCAACUGGAGCAGGAGGCCAAGAAGCAGGAGCGGAAGAAGAAGCCUCCAGGCAGGAAGAAGCCAGACACACGUGGCAAGACCUUUCACAUGGGACAGCGGCCCACAAGCAGCCUAGUGCAAGGGCAUGAGGAGGGGGAGGAGCCCAGCCAUGCCAGGAGAAAAUCCACCCCCUAUCUAGAAACCUACUUCUGAGCAGGAAGGGAUGGGGCCUGGAAGAGAUUCUCCCCCUGCCACAUCAAGACCACAUCAGGACGAGGUGGUGCUUGGUUUGGUCAAGAGACUCUACCCUCACCUGAGGCAGGGCAGGGCAGGGCAGGGCCAGGCCAAGAGACUUCACCCCCACCUGAAGGAGAAGAUGGGGUGCGACCUGGCAAAAAAACUCCAUCCCCUGCUUAAAUAGGAGAGUAGGUGGGGAAUGAGCUGGCUGAGAGAUUCCAUCCCCUAUCUGGAGACCUGUUUCUUAACAGCAGGGAGCAUGACCUGGCCCAGAGACUCUGCCCACUGCCUGGAGACCUAUUUCUGGAUGGAAGAAAGCAGAAGAUAUGCUGUGGGUGGAGGCUGGUCAUUUGAGAUGGGCUCUGCC
This is a messenger RNA of Alligator sinensis (Chinese alligator), 3327 nucleotides long. RefSeq names its product TBC1 domain family member 10C (gene TBC1D10C). The transcript is spliced from 10 exons. The record is from RefSeq and is a predicted model, not a curated record. NCBI's taxonomy places the organism in Eukaryota, Metazoa, Chordata, Crocodylia, Alligatoridae. The coding region runs from base 1434 to 2936 and encodes 500 amino acids.